GUGCCAGCGGAGCUUCAUAAGGAGCGUCCCACCUGGGGCUGGCACGUGUAGAUUCCUGGAGGCCACCAUGGCGAUUGGCCUGACAGCUCUGGGGCUCCUCGCUUUCCUGCUCGGCUGCUCCGGAACCUUUGUCGAACCCCAAAACUCGGAGCGAACCGCCAAGUGCUCCCUGACUGGCAGAUGGGUGAAUGACAGGGGCGCCAAGAUAGUCAUCAGCCACAACAUUAAUGGGGUGUUCAGCGGCGUCUACGUGGCGGCCCCAAGUGCCACCAACAAGACCAUCCCGCCACUCAUGCUGCAGGGCAUCCAGCACCUGGAUCCUCAACCCACCUUUGGCUUCAUUCUGAAGUCGAACAUCUCUGCCUCCAGCACAGUCUUUGUGGGCCAGUGUUUCAUAGAUGAGAACGGAGAGGAGCAUCUGAAGACAGCUUGGCUGCUGCGGAGAAACUUGCCAUCCCCGGCAGAAACUUGGAAGGCAACUAGUAGCCCAGCACAGCCCCCAUAUUUCUAUGGGGCAAAGAGGCCACCUGGGUGCCUUCUCCGACCAAGCACAAGGCCUGCAGCUCUUCUGCUCCCCACCAAAGAGGACUCCUUCUUGGUCACCUGGAUGGAGCUUCUUCAAGGGAGGCCCCCAAAGACCGAGGAGAAUUCGCCCAGCCUGCUUUGGGUCAGUGUCCUUCCCCUCAUCAGACGUGGCCUGCAAUGCGUGGUUGGGGACCUAGCCGGCCCUGUCCGCCCCUGAGAACCAGCAGCGUCCAUUUCCUUUGCCCCCCUUUUCAUUCUCACUGUUGGCACGGACACCUUCAAGAGGGUGAAGACAGGCAGCCUUCCAUUGUUUCUGCGUUUGGGGGGAAAUGGGGAGGAUGACCCUUCCUACUUUACCCAUGAGACCCUCUUCUCCAAUAAAAUGUUUCUA
Messenger RNA from Crotalus tigris (Tiger rattlesnake), 916 nucleotides. Its product is annotated as avidin-like. Bases 68 to 742 code for a protein of 224 amino acids. Gene Ontology annotation, molecular function: biotin binding. The record is from RefSeq and is a predicted model, not a curated record. The transcript is spliced from 5 exons. Lineage: Eukaryota; Metazoa; Chordata; Lepidosauria; Squamata; Viperidae.